CUAAGCCCCAAUUUCUCACUUAGUUACCAAGAAUUCCGACAAAUUGAUUACUCAGUCAGGCUGAAUCCCAACCCCUCACCAUCGUGGAGCUACUGAGCAUUGCCCCAAUAGACAAGGCCUUAUGAAAUAAACCAAACUUAUAUAAUCUCUCACUGUCCUCAACCCCUCCUCCACUGUGUCUCAAGUACUCUUUAAAUCCUCGAGCGUUUAUCGUCCCAAUCAAAGAUCUUCUUAUUCUACACAAACAUUGAAAUCGCCUAAAACAAACCCCAGAACUUUCAAAAACCACUACCCUCUCUAUUCCCUCUCAAUACACUUCAAAACCAUCAUUACCACCCCAAAAUGUCCGUCCGGGUCAUCAUCUACGCCUACCGCAAACCGGGCCUCGACCUCCAAACCUUCAAGGAGCGCUACGAAGCCCACAUUGGGCUAGUUAAGCGUCUCUCCGGCGACGACUUCCCUCUCUCCCACAAGCGUAUGUACGUUGCGCGCACUACAAUUGAGCAACCUCAAACCGGGGAGGGCAACAACAACAACUCGACCCGCAAUGCCCUCACGCCUGCCACCGUGCUUGUCGGCCAGCAGACAGAUUUCGAUUUUGAUGCCUACGCCGAACUCACUUUCGCGGACCAGACUGCCUUCCAGACGUUCUCUGCCAAGGUGAUGGCGCCUGAAGCGGCAGCGCAGAUUGCGGCGGAUGAGGAAGGAUUUUUGGACCGGAGCAAGUUGGGAAUUGCGCUUUUGGGGGAUGUGGUGGAGACUACCAAUUAGUAGGGGAAGGAUAAAGAUGAGGUGGGGUGUCGCUAAAUGUAUAUUUCCAUUCAAUUUUUUUUUCCCCUUUGGGCUUAAUAGCACAUGUGGAUGUUCAUGGAUCAUUGUAUCGGAAUAGUUGUUAGUGGAAGGAUGGGAAUCCUUUUGAUUAGAAGCACCGGCAGUCUGAUUACCCUAGGAAUUAUAUGUACCUCUUGCAAUGAAUUGAUGUAGGGAAACACGAAAGACUAUACUAUAAGUACAAUACAGAUAGGCCGUUGGAAGAGGC
Aspergillus piperis CBS 112811 is the source of this 1039-nucleotide messenger RNA. RefSeq names its product EthD domain-containing protein. The transcript has a single exon. The coding region runs from base 343 to 771 and encodes 142 amino acids. Gene Ontology annotation, molecular function: oxidoreductase activity. The record is from RefSeq and is a predicted model, not a curated record. NCBI's taxonomy places the organism in Eukaryota, Fungi, Ascomycota, Eurotiomycetes, Eurotiales, Aspergillaceae.